AUGGAUUUUCCUCGACGUCAUCGAUCAACAUACCUUUUUUUAAUAAUAUUUCCUUAUUUAUAUAUCAUAUAUUCUUAUUUUUUUAAUUCAUCAUCAACUGCACAAUUUCAACCAAAUUACUUAUUAAAACCAGAAGAUACUGGACGAGUUUUAAUUAUCUAUGUUUGGGCUGAUACAGAUAUACAAUCACUUGGUAAUUUACAAUUUUUUAUUCGUUAUGGUGUUCAUGAAUCACAACGAGCUGAUUAUUAUUUUAUUUUACAAGAAGUUAAUAAACAACCAGUGAAUAUAUCAAGUUUACCAAAACUUCCACCCAAUGCACAUUAUAUUGAACAUGUAAAUGAAUGUUUCGAUUUUGGUACAUUUGGAUGGUUUUUAUCAAAAAAAAGCGUGAAUUUAAAAUUAUAUAAAUAUUUUAUUUUUAUGAACGCAUCAAUACGUGGACCUUUUCUUGUGGCUUAUUUUGAUGAUGAAUCAAGUUGGUGGUAUAAUAUAUAUACGAAACGUUUAAAUGAUGAAGUAAAACUUGUUGGUUCAACUAUAAAUUGUGAACAUAAACCACAUGUACAAAGUUAUAUAUUGGUUACUGAUCAUGUUGGUUUAGCUAUAUUAAUAAAUCCUACUAAAGGAGUAUUUAGUUGUAAAAAAGAUUAUACAGAUGCUGUUUUUAAUGGUGAAAUAGGUGCAAGUCAAUUGAUUCUUCAUGCUAAUUAUCAAAUAGCAUCAUUACAAGUUAAAUAUCAAGGUUAUGAUUUUCGUAAGAGAGAAAAUCAAAAGUGUAAUUAUGAAAAAAGUCCAAUAUUUAUUGAUAAAUCUGUUGAUACUAUAACUCACGAUCCAUUUGAACUUGUUUUUGUUAAAUAUAGAGGACCAUCGACGAGUUUUGAUUCAGAUCUUGAACGACGUGCAUUUAUCUAUCAACGAUGGCUAAAAGAACAGCCGCCAAAACAAGAACCUAAAAAAGUGAUUGUUUAA
Molecule: messenger RNA, 975 nt
Organism: Adineta steineri
Lineage: Eukaryota; Metazoa; Rotifera; Eurotatoria; Adinetida; Adinetidae
Source: the annotation of a GenBank genome assembly